AUGGAGACAGAGAUCCUCCAAGCCCUCACUAAAUACAAAGAUUGUGUGACGAAACAUAAUCACUCCGCCGUCAAAAGGCUGGUCGAAUAUGCCGCGACAGAAGAGUAUCUGCCAGAAUAUCUCGAAGAAUAUCCCGAAGAUGAACGUGCAGAGCAUAUAGAAGAAACCGAUGGAGAAAUCGCAGAACUCCGUCUUGACUGGACACUUCGAAAACUCGGAGGAAGAGGGAGCGAGCUAAUCACUCGGCCCGAGGAUGUUCUCACGCGCUGGGACGUGUACUCCAAGCGGAGCGGACUUAAUGGGGCUGCGUUCGAUGACCGAGACUUGGAGAAGAGGUCGGAGCUGAUGAACGACUAUAUUCGUGGGCUUCGCGACGGUUUGCAGGCCCUAGGCGGCGAGGCUGCCGCUUUGGACCUUCCUAGGGACUUUAUUGUUCUUCUCGCCCAUGCAGAUACACUAGAGGGGCAUAAAUGGUACGAGGAGAAAGAACAAGGCCGCCAAGUUGUGUUCUUUACCGGUUUUCUUGACUUUGAUCAAGCUAAGAAAGCUGUACUUUCCGAUGACGGGUUGAAGAGGAAUAAUGCCUAUCUAGGCGGCCGUUACCCCGACUUUGAGCAUGUGGUAGCUGGUUGGAAAUGCGGAUCUGCACCUGAAGGUUGCUGUCACAUUAUAUAUGGCCGCCAAAAACUCGAAGAUGAGGCCGGCUGGUUCUAUCACAUCAAUAAGGGACAGUUCGGGACGGAAAUGUUCAGUAGUGUUGUCGACUUACUCAAAUGGUAUCAAGAGUACAACGUCCCGGAUGACGGAGUGGUGGAGGAAGCUUGUUCUAUGUUGUGGUGGUAG
Messenger RNA from Clonostachys solani, 843 nucleotides. The record is from the annotation of a GenBank genome assembly. Lineage: Eukaryota; Fungi; Ascomycota; Sordariomycetes; Hypocreales; Bionectriaceae.